AUUAUUGAUAUAUUAUUUAAUAUGUUAUAUUAAAUGUUAUAGCUGUGAUAUUUUAUUUAGCCUUUGGUCUUUGGGUUUGAAGUAUGUCUUCUGAUUUGGUGCUGGCUUUUCAUAUUUCAUGAAGUUGUAAAAUGCAGUUUAUUUUUCAGUAUUUCAGAAGCUUAAAGCAAAAAUGUUUUUAUUCUCAAAUAUUCAGUUUGCAGAACUAAGACACCUGACUGUUUCUUGGGGAUGGGAGGACAGCAGCUGUUUCAUCUAGUUGUAUUCCAAGACUUGGUGCCCUUACUUGCAUAGCAGUUUUUCACCUGAGGUGAUUUUACUCUGAUUUUUCUGCUUUCUUCCUAGUAUAGGGCUCUGAUGUACUUGGAAUGUUUUAGAAAACUUUCUCACUAAACUGGCUGCAUUCAUUUUGAUUUUUAUGCAUACAUUGCCAUCAGGUACACAACGAGCUAGUAUGGAGUUAACUUUUUCCUUUGACUAUGUGCAAAUUUUCUACAGUCUAGCAUAAAAAGCCAUUUAAGGUUAUUUGUACUAUCGAGCCUUGACAGAACUUGUUUUCUGGAUGAAGUUCAACUAGCUGAUUUAAAAAAAAUUAAAAAAAAAAAAAAAGAAGAAGAAGAAGAAAAAACAAAACGACAAAACAUGCUGGAAGAAUGCUUCAUUUAAGUAAUUGACAUGCUGUUUAUCUCUUACUUUGUCCUCAGAUUUGUUUUUGUGGUAAUAUAGACAACUACGAAAUAGUCAGCUUGUGUUUUGUAACCUUCAUAGUUAUGCAGCCAUUACAUUCUCAAAUGUUCACUUGAAAACUUUAUGAAGGAAUAGUCCUGUAUUUGCAUAUGUGCGUGUUCAGACCCAGUCACAAGUGACAUCCAACCAUUCUUGUUCCACAGCUAGCUGUGUUAGGACAGGUAGAAGGUGGUCAUUGCAUGUCUAUGAAGUUGUUUUCUUAACUCUGUUUUUAAAUGAUCUUGUGAUUUAGUCGAAUGACUGUUUCGUUUUCUAAUUUGACGAUACAAUAUGCAUUCUAAAAAAGAAAGUCUUUAAAUGCACAUCUAGGGGUUCUUUUUCGCUUGUUGCAGAUUGCAUGUGACCAAUAAACUGUUAACUUUUAAUCUGAACAUGUUCAACAUUGUUGAAUGAGUUUAUAAUGUUCCAUUCUGUAAUAGUUUUAAAUUGUCCACAGGUCAUGUGAAUGCCCGAUUUCUGCUAUUGCCUGCACACCAAACUGAAAUGCAUAGGUAGGAGCUGCAUACUUAUCUGAGCACAGAUGGGCUUGCUUAGGACUGGCAGUAUAUGGACAAGCAUAAAGAUGUGAACAGUGUUAGCAAAGAUGCGUUAAAAUGGACAAAUGACUGGAGUGCAAGCUCUUUGGGAACCCUGUGUGCAUUGUCCUGUGCAUUUUGGUUCUUAAAUUACUGGUGACUCUCAUUAUUUGUGCCAGUUAUGCCUAAUCCUGUGAGGGUACAUCUGUGUGGUGCAGUCAAAUCUGCAUUUUGUGUUCUAGAGAAGUCUAAAACAAGCUUUGGUUGCCAAGUCCAUUAUUGUGUUCUUUGUUACUUUUCAAAGUAACUUCAAUUAUUAACUUUCACGUAUUAAGAUCUUGUUAAAGAAAUACAGAAUUGGAGUCACUUAGAAUGAAAGCUUCUUUUCUUGAAUACAGUUAGUAUUGAGAACUACCUUUCUUAGUAUGGGUGUGGAAUGCAAGUAGGGUAGAAUGCAGCCUGAAGAAAGUACUAUUGUUGGUUCAGUGUUAUGUUGUUGAUGCAGUUCCACUACUGUGGAGUUGUAAAAAUAUUGUACUAACUGUAUCAGUACAAACUUCAUGAGAGAGAGUGGUUUCAUCACGAUUGUAUUUGUUUGAUUUUUUUUUUUUUAAUCAAACAACCUGAGACAGAGCUCUUAGGUGUCCACACCCUCACUAGUGAUCAAAUGUACUAAGUUCAGGCCUUACGUUUCUGCUUUCUCCUGUUCACAGUAACUUAAAUGUAUUUUUGUGAUUUAAUAUCACUAAUAUUUGCAAAAAUUGUUUUUUUUUAGUCAAUGCAGUUAACUUCUUUGAAUAAAUUUUGUCAUGCUUUUAUCUUUACAACUGCUGCAAGAGAUUACAUACAGACUUUGGUAUUUGAAAUGUGUGCAGAAAGAAGAGGAGGUGCAAGCUGAAGGACUAGUGCGGCCUAGCUUUAUCUCUUUGCUGUGCUUUGCUAAUUGUAUAUUUAGCUUCAUGAAAGGCAAUUACAAAUCUUAUUUUACCUUCUUUCCAUUUUGAAUUCUAGUGCAACUGUUACUAGUUCAAGAAAUAAGUUGUCUUUACAUAUAUAAACUCUUUCACAUUUGUUUGCUAAGUAGUGCUUCUGAUGUGAAUCAGGGAUGUUUCCGAAGUGACUCAUUAAAAGAAAUUCUGCACUGUUUGCAGUGGUAAAAAGUUAAGAUUUCUUAACAAGCGUAAUGAAGGUUCUUUUACAUAAAGGGAAAAUAAAUUGUUCUUCCCAUUCCAUAACCAGUAAUACCACUUACUCUUGAACAAGAUGAGAGAAAAGCCAGUAUGAAAAGAGAAAAAGAUGCAGAUAUCUUCCCCCUCUGUACCGCAGAAGGGAACUUUUCUUUUUGAAUUUUCAGGGUUUUUUUUUCCCUCUUCUCUUUAGUUCAUUGGAAACAGUGGAGAAAUCGUAAGUAUAAAGACUUAUUUGAGUAACUUACUAAGUUUUCUUUGUGAAGUUGGUUGUCUAUGAUUAUCCCUUUUUGGUCUAUGAAGUUUUGCUUCAUGCAGUAGCUGAAAAAGCAAAGUAACGCUUCUCUCUUACUUGUAUUUUAGCCAGACAGAUAUCGUGAAGUACAUUGUAAGUUUUGUCACUUCAUUGAUGAAAAAACUCUUCUAGGUCUCUAGUCUCUACUAAGAUGAAAGUUUCUGGGAAUUAGUGGACAAAUUUUAUUUUCUCUAUCAGUCUUUUUGAGCAGAUCUAAACUAUACUUUAAAGGCAGGUAACAAAACACUGAAGCAGUUUUUAUUCAGCACAAUCGGCUCAUGGGAUGUUGGGGCAGUGUGUUACAGCAAUGGUGUUCGAUCCUGGAGAUAAGAUACUUGAAGUUCUAUUUGGAGUUUAAAAACCAAUGCUAGGUUUACACGUUUGUGUUGCUUCUGUUCCCUGAGUUGGCUUUGCAUCUACUCUAUACAACACUGUUUGGUAUAAACUUGGAUUUUGUUGUGUGGCUGUCCAAAGUGUAUUUUAAAUGCGUUCUGAAAUACUUCAAAAUCUUUUGAGAUAAAAGCUUCACUGUGUAAUGCCUCUCCUAGCAUCAUUUCCAAGAAUCUUUUAUUGGUAUGUUGUUUUCGAAAAUGAGAUUAUCUGUCUUUUGGCAGGGUGAGUGAAUCUUACACCUCUGUUACAAGCAAACAUUCCUUGACUGCAGGUAGUGGGCAUAGCAGUAAAGCAGAUUAUGUCAUAAAUGAAUUCUAUGCAGAAGGAUCUUGGGAAAGCAGUUCUGCAUCCUACACUGUUAAGAUAUUUACUGUUACUCAGAUUAUGGCAUGUUGGAAUUAAGAGUUGUCUCCUUUUCCCUUUGUUUUUGCAGGAGUACUUUCAUAACCAUGAUAGAAGACAAAGGCCCACGGGUGGCUGACUAUUUUGUAGUGGCAGGACUGACUGAUACAGAUACUUCAAACCUCUUGGACCAAGAAAUAAGCCGUCAUGAAAGUGGUCCGAAAGCUCCAAUCACUGACAUUGCUGUGAUAAUUAAAUCAGCUGGUGAAACUGUCCCAGAGGGGUACACCUGUGUUGAAGCCACCCCUACAGCCCUCCAAGCCAAUCUAAACUAUGGAAGUCUUAAGAGUCCUGAACUUUUCCUCUGCUACAAGAGAGGCCGAGACAAACCACCUCUUACUGACAUCGGGGUUCUAUAUGAAGGGAAGGAACGUAUCAUUUCAGGCUGCGAAGUGGUUCAAGCUACUCCUUAUGGUCGUUGUGCUAACGUUAACAAUAGUUCAGCUUCUUCUCAACGGAUCUUCAUCACGUAUCGAAGGGCUCCUUCAGUACGACCUCAGAAUUCAUUGGCAGUGACAGACAUCUGUGUUAUUGUUACCAGCAAAGGAGAAACUCCUCCUCAUACAUUCUGCAAAGUUGAUAAGAAUUUAAACUGUGGUAUGUGGGGCUCCAGUGUAUACCUUUGUUAUAAGAAGUCUGUGCCGGCUUCUAACUCCAUAGCAUACAAAGCUGGCUUAAUUUUCAGAUAUCCUCAAGAGAACUAUGAAUCAUUCCCACUGUCAGAGUCUGUACCUCUCUUUUGCCUUCCUAUGGGAGCUACUAUUGAAUGCUGGGAUCCUCAAACCAAAUAUCCACUACCAGUCUUCUCAACAUUUGUACUGACCUGUUCCUCUGCAGAAAAGGUUUAUGGUGCUGCUAUUCAGUUUUAUGAGCCUUAUCCACGGGAGCUGCUAACAGAAAAGCAACAAUUGCAGUUGGGUCUCUUGACAGCUGUAGAGAGAAAAGUGGUUACUUCCAAGUCCAUCAAUUCUAAUAAAUGUAUCUGCCUUCUUUCACAUUGGCCUUUCUUUGAUGCAUUUCGAAAAUUUCUUAUGUUCAUCUACAAACUCUCUGUCUCUGGACCUCAUCCUCUUCCGAUUGAAAAGCACAUUUCCCAUUUUAUGCACAAUAUACCUUUCCCUUCACCACAAAGACCAAGAAUUCUUGUGCAGCUUUCUGCACAUGAUGCAUUAAUAUUGUCCCAGCCAGUUUCUACUCCACUGCCAUUAAGUGGAGCAAACUUCAGCACUCUACUCAUGAAUCUUGGACCAGAAAACUGUGCUACCCUGUUACUGUUUGUACUGUUAGAAGGCAAGAUCCUCCUCCAUUCUCUUCGACCGGCUGUGUUGACAGGAGUUGCUGAAGCUGUAGUAGCUAUGAUAUUUCCAUUUCAGUGGCAAUGUCCAUAUAUCCCCCUCUGUCCUUUGUCUCUGGCCACCGUACUCAGUGCACCAGUUCCAUUUAUUGUUGGAGUUGAUUCACGAUAUUUUGAUCUGUAUGAUCCACCACAGGAUAUUGUAUGCAUUGACUUAGACACAAACAUGGUGUACAUAUCAGAUGACAAGAAGAGCACAAACUGGAAGCAGUUUCCUAAGAAGCCAUGUAAAAGUCUGCUCAGCACCUUAAAGAAGCUGCACCCACAGCUGGCAGCAGUUCACAGAAAAACUCAAGAAGGUUCUGCAGUGGAGAUGACUCCUAUUGAAGCAGAUUUUUCCUGGCAGAAGAAGAUGACAGAACUCGAGAUGGAGAUCCAGGAAGCUUUCCUGCGUUUUAUGGCAUCUAUUUUAAAGGGUUACAGAACAUUCCUUAAACCUAUCACCCAGGCACCUUCGAAUAAAGCAACUGCUGCUGAUUCUUUGUUUGAUCAUCAAGGAUUUUUGAAAAGUAGAGACCGUGCAUAUGCAAAGUUCUAUACACACCUCACCAAAACACAAAUAUUCAGCAGCUUUAUUGAAGAGUGCAGUUUUGUGAGUGACAAGGACACAGGCUUGGCAUUUUUUGAUGACUGCAUAGAAAAGCUCUUUCCAGAUAAAGGAACAGAAAAAGGAGAUAAGGUUGAUGUAGAUUCUGUUGAAGAUGCACGGUUGAUUGAACUUGAUGAAUCCCAAAAAAGUGAACACACAGUGUUUAUAAUGCCACCAGAACCUCUCCCUGAUGAUGGACAAGACAGAGCUCCAAAAUACAGCUAUAAAAACUUCCCACGACUAGAUUUCAAGCUCUUUGACAGACCACAGGAACUCAAGCUCUCCUUCAGGAGACACCCAGCUGGAUGCAGCAUUUCAAAUAGUCCAGCACUCAUGGCAAAGAGGACGAAACAGGAGAUAAAAACAGCCCAUAAGUUAGCCAAGAAAUACUACGUAAGCCCUCCGCAGUGGGCUAAGUGUCUCUUCAGCCACAGUUACAGCUUAUGGUUUAUUUGUCUACCAGCCUACGUCAGAGUUGCACAUCCAAAGGUCAAAGCUCUGCAGCAGGCAUAUGAUAUUCUAAUUAAAAUGAGGAAAACUGAUGUGGAACCACUAGAUGAGGUCUGCUACAGAGUUGUAAUGCAGCUCUGUGGACUGUGGGGUCAGCCUGUUCAGGCUGUGAGAGUCCUCUUUGAAAUGAAAAAUGCUGGAAUACAGCCAAAUGCCAUCACUUACGGCUAUUACAAUAAGGCGGUUUUAGAAUCUCCUUGGCCUAGCAGUAACCGCAGUGGCAUAUUUCUGUGGACAAAGAUACGAAAUGUAGUUCGUGGCACGGCACAAUUUAGGCAAUGCCUAAAGAAAGCAACGCAGAGCCCACACAUACCUGUGAUAUCAGCUCUGCGGAAUACCACGGGUGGAAGUGAUGGGGACAUGGUGAGCCAUGGUAGCGUGGAUAGUUCUAAUGAUGCUAACAGUGGGGAGCACACUCUCUUCGUCAGUGACUUAGUCAGGCUUGAUUCCAUUGAUAAUCACUCUAGCACAGGUGGUCAGUCAGACCAGGGCUAUGGAUCUAAGGAUGAACUGUUAAGGGAUAAUGGAGACAGUCUUCAUGCAACUGAAACACAAGUAGAAGAAGAAGUUUCUUCUAAAGCUGAAGAACUAAUAGGAGAUGUUUGCACUGAGGAAUCUGAUGAGAAGAAACAGCUUAAUAUAGAAGUUCAUAGUCCAGCAGAUCUGCCUGCUUGGGGUAACAGUAUUGUGAAAGUUCCAUCUGGCAUUUUUGACUGCAGUGGAAGGAGAAAGAGCAGUGAAACUGGUUCAAGCCUACUGUCAGUAACUCAGGAUUCAGUUGAAGAUGCAGUCUUUGGUGAUGCUCCUCCUAAGAAAACAAGUGAGAAAGGACAGAAGAGGCAGAAACUAUUUUCAGAGAGAAGCUGUAGUUUCAGCAGUGAAAGCAAAGCAGGAAUGCUGUUGAAAAAAGGGAGCUUGGACUUGCAUUCCAAAGAAAUAGCAAUAAUGAUGGGAGAAGAUGCCAAGAUUUUAACAGCAGCUUUGUCUGGGGCCAAAACUUCACCCUGUAGUACAAGUAAAUCCUACAGCUUCGAUAGUGCUGUUGACCAACAGGUUUCUGGCAAAAAUGGCACUUGGAGUCGUGUUACUGAUAGUGAUUGGGAAUUGGAGCAUAGAACUUCACCAGUGCUGGAGGAACCUGGGGAAGGGCAGGAGCAUCUUGAGAAUGGAAGAAAUGAAAAUGUGACCAUGGUUGAGGACAUGAAAACUGAACAGUUAGCUGAGUCCAAAAAACAGAAAGUGGAAUCCAAAGAUGCAAUUACUAAAAGGAAUAGCUUUUAUGGGGUGGUUAAGCCUAUUGAAAGGGAAGAUGUUGAAGUAGGCUUGGAUCCUUUAUCUUUGCUGGCUACUGACUGCAUCCAACCAAGACUCCCAGAAGCUGAGGAAAAGCUAGUGUCACCAGUUGCAGCACGGAAUUUGGCAGAUGAAAUUGAGAACUAUAUGAAUCUCAAGAGCCCAAUGAGUAGUAAGUUUCCCAGCAUGGAACUGCACAAGCCAGACAGGGAAACAGAAGUUUCUGGUACAUUUAGUCACAGCCAGGAAAGGAGGUCAAGCCUGCCUUUGGAUCCCAUCCCACCACCCCCUGAGUCUUUUGAAAAUCACAGAAGUCCUUCUGUCUCUAGAUCCAAAACAUUUACUGGACGACCAAAACAGCAAAUGCAUCCACGAGUUCAAAAGGAGCGAUCUUCAUCUUUGACAGGACUGAGUCGUUCUUCUCCGCAUGGCUCCUUAGGAUCAGUUGUAACAACUUUGUCUAAUCUGAAGUUAGACAAUAUAUUGUCUGGACCAAAAAUGGAUGUUCUAAAAUCAGGCAUGAAACAGGCUGCCAGUGUAGCCAGCAAGAUGUGGGGAGUUGUAACUUCAGCAUAUAGCUACUCAGAUGAUGAGGAAGAAAACAGUCAAGGAGACUUCAACUUCCCUGCUGGUUUUGAAGAUAGUAUUUUAGGAGAUAAUCUGUCAUCAAGAACUGGAGUCCCAGGACUAAUUGCAAAUGAGCUUGCACAAAGCACUACUAGUCUUGGCAGUAGCAGUAGCAGUGGAGAAGCAGGAAGACAACAUUACAAUUACAAUGCAGGUGAAGUUUCAUUCCCAAGAAGUAUGAAAGUUCCAGAUUCUGAGAAGUCAGAGCUCAGCUCUUCUCAUAAUACUAGUUUAUCCAGCAUUUUCCAGAACUACGCAAUGGAGGUUUUGAUGUCAAGCUGCUCUCAAUGUAGAGCUUGUGAUGCUUUGGUUUAUGAUGAAGAAAUUAUGGCUGGAUGGACAGCAGAUGAUUCAAACUUGAACACUACCUGUCCUUUCUGUAAAAGUAUUUUCCUACCUUUACUUAAUGUUGAGUUUAAAGACCUACGUGGCUCUGCAAGCUUUUUCCUGAAGCAAAGUACCUCAGGAGAUAGUUUACAAAGUAGUAAUACUCCAUUAACCACGGAUCUACUGGAGCAGAAGCUGCUGUCCAGUUCAGCUGUUACUGACUUGAUCAGUUUUUCAGACCACCCACAGUCCAGCCAUACUAUAGCUGAAGAAUCAAGCUCCACAGCUGAGCAGAGUGAAGCUGCAGAAGAACAGAGCAAAGAUCUCAGAACCAUGAAGAUGUCUGCUAAUAAUCCUCUAAAAAGGGGAGUGUCUUUAACUCGAAGCCACAGUGUUGGAGGUCCACUGCAAAACAUUGAUCUUUCCCAGAGACCAUCUCAUGGCAUUUCAACAGUUAGUCUUCCAAAUAGUUUGCAAGAAGUUGUGGAUCCUUUAAUUGAAAGACCUAAUCCUCUCCCUGUAUCAGUACCCUACUUGAGUCCUUUGGUACUGCGUAAGGAGCUUGAAUCUCUGUUGGAAAAUGAGGGAGAGCAAGUAAUUCAUACAUCCAAAUUCAUCAAUCAACACCCCAUAAUCUUCUGGAACUUGGUUUGGUAUUUCCGAAGGUUGGAUCUACCUAGCAAUUUACCUGGACUUAUUCUAACAUCUGAACAUUGUAAUGAUGGAGUGCAGCUUCCUUUGACAUCUCUUGCUCAAGAUAGCAAGCUUGUAUACAUCCAACUUCUGUGGGACAAUAUCAACCUCCACCAAGAGCCAGGGGAGCCUCUGUAUAUAUCCUGGAGAAAUCUCAAUUCUUCUGAAAAGAAACCCUCUACAGUGGCAGAAGAUCAGCAGGCAACAAACACUUUGUUGGAGAACAUUAAACUGAGUAUUCAGCAUAAUAACGUCGUUAAACCAAUCCAUCUCCUUCUACAGAAAGUUAAACCAGAUGUGAAACGACAGAGGAGUUUUUACAGAGAAAUUCUGUUCCUGUCUCUGGUAUCUCUUGGAAGAGAGAACAUUGACAUUGAAGUCUUUGAUAGCGAAUACAGACUUGCACAUAAAAAUCUGCCACAAGAUGUUCUUGAAAAGAUGCAGAAAAUAGAUGCACCACCAAGCAGUAGAGUUGAGUGUUGUCGGAAGUACUUUGGAGCACCUUUAAUAUAAAAAUGAGGAAACCACAUGCUAAACUUCAUCAAGACAAAAGCAGGUUCUCUGCCAUCUUCAAUAAUGUUGCUUGCUAAAAAGUUUACACCUGCAGAGGAAUAACCUCACGUACCAGUAUGGGCUGGAGCGCAGCGUGGCAGAAACAAUCUAAGCUUCCUCAGGGAUCCAGUAUCACCAUGACUGAGGAGCAUGCCUUUACAUGAAAGACAGCAAUCCUAAUACAGCAGAGGUGGACAGCAGUGAUCCUUCUGUGCCACUCAGUGCUUGUGAGAAAGGCUGUUCAGCCUAGAGAAGAUUCAGAAGGCUGGAUGAGGAAAUCUCAUUUGGUGGUACCUGUUGAGGCAGCAAGGGGGAAGACACUGCUACUGUUCCCCGUGGUGCUCUGCUGGGGUGAUUUCGCACAGCUAAGCCCCAGCGAGCCACUCUUUCACUUCCCCUCCUUGAAAGAGCAAGGAGGAGAAAAUAAGAUGAAAAAAGGCUGAUGGGUUGAGAAAAGAGUCAUUUCAUAAAUAAAACAGAAGCAGAGGGAGAGAAUAAUUCUUCUCUACAUCACAUCAAGCAAGGUUCAACCAUAUCUUGGGAAGCAAGGCCCCUCAAUAUAUGCACAGGAGUUAGAGAGACAUGCUGUUCAGCAUCCUCUUCCUUUCCCAGCUUUUAUUGCUUAGUAUGAUGUAGUUUGUCUACCCUGUGACCAACCUGCCUCUUGCUCACUUUUAGCCUCCCAGCCUUUGGAGAGGAUUGAGAGCCAGCCUUGUUGCUGUGUCAGAACCACUCAGCAACAGCCAGAACACUGAUGCAGUACCAGCGCUGUUCUAGUUGCAAGAGUCAGGGACAGCCCUGUAGCAGUUACUGUGGGAGAAAUGACUUCAGUUCCAUGGUUGUGGAGAUCCACAUAGCAAUAGAUCAAGUUGUAUCCAAAGUCCAUUACUUUCCUGAAAAGUCAGGUACCUAUUUCACAGCUGAGCUUCAAGCUUUCUGAACAACUUCAGCCUUGUGGAGCAGCCAUCCCAUCACCACAAGCAACUGUUGCCAGACAGCACUUAAUGUUUGUCACCUAUGUUCUGUAUCACAGACUUUGAACUGAUGUUAAGAUGACAGCUGCAGCUGCUGGCUAUGCAAAACCUUACUGCAAAACCUGUGGCAGUGUGGUAUAGUGCUAACAGAUAGACAGAUUGAACACUACCUUAUUAGCUGCCUCUGAGUUGGAAAUGAUUAUGCUUCAAUUCCUAAUUCAAACCAUAAUUCAAGGAUGGUUAAUUUGAUCCUUCCAUGUCCAUUUUCCACUGCCAGCAAAUCACCUGUUCAGCAGCUCUGAUUUCUACAGUGGUGGUAAAGCUUUAUGAGUUCAAGUUUUUGUACUUGAAAGAGAAGCACAAAUGUGAAGGAAAUACUGAAGUAGAUACUGACUAUUUGAGGGCACCUAAAGAUCUUGCCACAUCCUAUUCCAUCAUCAAUUAAUUUAUAUGCAGUUGCAGCAGAAUUCCUUUAAAACUGAUUGAUCUCCACAAAAUACAACUUAAAUACAUUCUAAAUACAUGCAGACUACUAGGACUAAGUUAAAGGACUGAAAUUAUUAAAUGAAACAUUUUGGUAGAUGGCUUACUCAUUCUCUGUACCAGUAAUGAUUUAAAGAGCAAAAUGGUGAAAUAUCUGCACUUAACUCUUCCAAAAAUCACCUAAGGCAGUAGAGUUUACCAUAUACUCAAAGCAAAUGGCUUCGUCCCUCAUCUGGAAACACUAUCUAAUGUUUAAGACUGGGAAAAAAGCAAACUAUUUCUGAACCACAAGAUCAGGUUUUGUUCUAGCAGGUAAAUGUUGCUUCUAAAAGAUCCA
Phasianus colchicus (ring-necked pheasant) is the source of this 11278-nucleotide messenger RNA. The record is from RefSeq and is a predicted model, not a curated record. Lineage: Eukaryota; Metazoa; Chordata; Aves; Galliformes; Phasianidae.